AUGUUACCAGACAGCCACCCCACGGAGACGUCCCCACUGCUGGGAUCACAGGAAAAUGGCAAAGUACCCCAGUCGUCCACCAUAGGCAUCCCGAACAGCGGCCUGAAUGGCCCACCAUACGACGAAGCAGCACAGCAUGCGGGCCAUACGCACGCCACAGAAGAAGAACAGGCAAAAGGGGUGAUUGAUGCUAGAUCGCAGCUUAAGUAUAUUCUUCCUGCUGUUUCAGUCGGGAUCUUCUUAUCGGCAGGAGACCAGACAAUCAUCAUGGCCAGCUAUGGACAGAUCGGUAGUGAUCUUCAAGCUCUGAAUCUGACCAGUUGGAUUGCGACUUCAUACUUUCUCACAUUGACAUCGUUUCAGCCUUUGUAUGGGAAGUUGAGCGAUAUCUUUGGCCGAAAAGCAUGCCUGUUAUUUGCAUAUGCGAUCUUCGGCACCGGUUGCUUGUUCUGCGGUCUCGCCCGGAAUAUCAAUGAUCUUAUUGCUGCUCGUGUUUUCCAAGGUAUAGGAGGCGGCGGCAUGACUACUGUUGUUAGUAUCCUGAUGAGUGAUCUUGUUCCCCUUCGGGAUAGAGGCCUCUGGCAAGGUAUCAUCAAUAUCAUCUAUGCCACUGGUUCAGGAACUGGUGCACCUUUAGGUGGUCUCUUGGCUGACUAUAUUGGUUGGCGUUGGGCCUUUCUCGCACAAGUUCCUCUUUGUAUUCUAGCUUUUGCUGCUGUGGCUAUUGUGUUGCAGCUUCCAACCCAGGAAGACAGUCAUUGGAAAGACAAGUUGCGCCGUAUUGACUUUUUAGGAGCCAUCGUGCUUAUUGGUGCAGUGUUUGGGCUGCUGCUUGGCCUUGAUCGAGGGAGCAAUGUGUCAUGGACCAUGCCUUUGACUAUUGUUUCCUUAAGCGUCUCAGCGAUACUGUUUGUUUCAUUUGUCUUCGUUGAGAUCUAUCUUGCUUCUGAGCCUUUCGCACCAGGCCAUCUCAUCUUUGACAGGACAUUGUUUGCUUGCUACAGCUGCAACUUUUUCAGUUUUGGCGGUUGGCUCGCCUGCCUUUUUUAUAUCCCCCUCUACUUUCAGGCCGUCGAUGGUGUGUCCGCCACCGUUUCUGGCCUACGACUUCUGCCGUCUAUUUUGGCAGGCGUUAGCGGUUCCUUGUUUAGUGGGCUCGUAAUGAGAUGGACAGGACACUACUACUGGCUUACCGUUGCUGCAUACGCAUCCUUGACGCUUGGAGUAACUACAAUUUCCCUCUUCUCUGGGCUGUUCACUGAAAGCACCACCGUCAUAGUCUUGGGUACGGUAGCAUCGGCUUUCGGAAACGGUAUCGGCGUCACCACCACAUUGAUUGGUCUAAUCUCGAAUGCUUCACCUGAAGAUCAGGCCGUGGUCACCGCUUGCUCGUACCUGUUCCGGUCUCUGGGAUCAGUGAUCGGCCUCUCAUUCUCAUCGACAGUGGUUCAGCAACUGCUUCGCAGUCGCCUGAGAUUUGCGUUGCGCGACAGCGGGGAUAUUAACCGCAUCGUGAAGGGAGUCCGACAGAGCCUGGACUUUAUCAAGACACUUGAUCCGGCCGUCGCCAAGCUCGUGCGAGGUUGCUAUGGAUGGGCAAUGAACAAGGGUUUCGCCUUUAUGAUUAGCAUCGUUUUCUGUGCCUUUUUUAGCAGCCUUUUCAUCCGCGAGAAAAAGCUCAACCGCUGA
Monascus purpureus is the source of this 1689-nucleotide messenger RNA. The record is from the annotation of a GenBank genome assembly. NCBI's taxonomy places the organism in Eukaryota, Fungi, Ascomycota, Eurotiomycetes, Eurotiales, Aspergillaceae.